AUGGGCGCUAAACGGAACCGCGGCGACCACGCGCGUGUUCCGUCAUUGGCCCUGGCGGGGACUCCGCUGCUGCGGUGCCCAUGGUGCGCGGACGGGCUCUUGUUUUGUCCAGGGGAAGCGGAGGAUAGUGUGCCUGAUGGCGCGAGCACGGGACACGCCGCCGAGGGCGACGGUUUUAUUUGCACAAAUCGUGCGGCAUGCCCAUACAAUGAAGUGCUGGCGCAGGAUUGCACUAUUGCCUUCUCUGGCAUUAGCGGGCAGGUGCUGCUGCGCCACUUUUACGCCGCGCUGGAUGCCCAUUUGAAAAGGCUGCAAGGGAAGCGGCAAGGCCUUGACGCCCAAGGGGGGUGGUGCUCCGGUCUGGAGCAUUGUGGCGGAGCGGAGCCCGUUGUUUGCGGAGCCGUCGGCCGAGUACUGGCGGCUGCGUGA
Messenger RNA from Trypanosoma conorhini, 429 nucleotides. RefSeq lists its product as uncharacterized. The transcript has a single exon. The record is from RefSeq and is a predicted model, not a curated record. Lineage: Eukaryota; Euglenozoa; Kinetoplastea; Trypanosomatida; Trypanosomatidae. The coding region runs from base 1 to 429 and encodes 142 amino acids.